AUGAAACGCCCCUCUUUCCAGACAAUUGUCAAGCAGCUCCGUUACCUCAAAGAAGCAGCAACUAGCCUCUGCAUGAACCCCAAGUCGUUUCCGCAGAGGGACCGGGUUUUCUCGCUGCAGCUGCAGCGAGGAGUUGGAGUUGGUCCUACAGUGCCCGAGGCUCUGAGACCCUUGAAGCAAAAACUGCCGCUGCCUCCCGCUGCAGUCACUCCAGCAGCAGCAGCAGCAGUGAAGCCAUCUAGGGAGCAGCCAGCAUCAGGUGAGCCCCGAAGAAAGCCUUUUAGAAAAGCUUUCGACGCGUUCUGCUUCCCGCAGGUUUGCGUUUCAACUGCAAGUGCAGCUGCUGCUGCUGCAGGUGGUUCUUCUCAAGAAAGUGAGGCCGCCUCUGGUACAGCUGGAGAACGCAGAGAUCCUGUGGUGGCUGCACCGCCUACGACACCGUGCGCGGUACACAUCAACCAGCCUAGCUGCGGCGAAGUCCAGCAGCAGCAGCUGCAGCAGCAAGUAACGCAUUUGGGACAGGAAACGGGUGCUGAGGGGAGGCCAAGCUCUCAAGGGACCCGGUCGUCUCUUCCAGCAAUUGUUGCUGAAGUUGCUGUCAGUGUGCCACCACAAUGUGAUAAGGAGACGACAAUGCUAACUGUUGCAGCUGCAGCUGCUGCUACUGCAUGUACCUCUGCAAUGAUGCCCCCAGCUCCAACGCAGGCAGGCCCUACAGCUCCCCCCCAUGGUGUUAGCACUGCAACGAAUGUUUUGGCAGCAGCAGCAGAUGCCGUGGCUGCGGCAGGCUCAGUAGCAGCUGCUGCAGCGGCAGCGGCAGCGGCAGCAGAGCCUGCUGUGUGCCCUGCUGGUCCUUGUUCGGUGUCAGCGCCUCCAACGGCAGGAGCAGGCGUUGGUGUUACCUCGUGGGUACCUGCAUCCUGCAAGAGCGAAGAAACAGCAGUUGCUGCUUGUGCUGCUUCGCCCAACCCGCGGCAGCAAUCCCGCAGCGCAGGCUCUCUGUCUCGUGAUGUAGCAGACCCACAGAGGGACUUGGCUUUGCAAGAGCAGCAGCUAAGACACGAGCUGGAGGUGCAGCAGCAGCAGCAACUGCAGCAACAGCAGCAGCAGCCCAACGGGCGCCUCAGGUUACCCCGUACGGUCACAGCCAUCAAAUGCGAGUCGCCUGGGGAGAGCCCGGGGACAGGGGAAGCAGCAGCAGCAUCUGCAGCAGCUGCAGCUGCUGGUGAGCAGGGAACAGCUGUAACGAUGCCUUCUUGCGCUGCUUUCCUAGCAGGCCCUGCAGCAGCAGCACCGAGCGGAGACAGUGUGCUACUAGCUUCUCCGUCGUGGCCCCGAAGCGAGCAGCAGCAGCGGCAGCAGAAGGCGAGGCGGCAGUCGCGAAAGAGCAGAAAAAAGCAGCAACUAAUGGGCGCCGAUGGAGAGUGCCGCUCACUGCUGCUGCAGCAGCUGCAGCAGCAGCGGCGGCUUCGCGGCUGCACGGCCAGCACGACCAGCACCAUGACGAACGGGGGCAGCACAAGCAGCAUCAGCAAGUGCGGCAGCAACCUCUGCAGUAGGAGCAGCAACGGUUGGAGCAGCUGCUGCAACAGCAACCACAGCAUCAAGUCCACUAUCUCUUUGUCGGCUAGCCGCUUACUUCUCUAUGCAGAUUUCCUUGGAGAGGCAGCAACUGCGGGAAGGAGUCCCAGCAGCCGCGCUUCAACACGCAGCGGCGCCUUUGCUGCUGCUGCUGCAGCGGCUGCGGCAGCAAGUGCGGGAAGAAGCUCUUGUGGAGGCAGCGGUUCCCCUUCGGCUGCGGCUGCAGCAGUAGCAGCAGCUGCUGUUGCAGCUAGCGGAGAUAGUGCCCAUGUGUUCCGUUCGGUUGCUGCAGCACCGUUGGGCAGAGUUGUGAGACGCACAGUGGCGCUUACGAGUCCCAGUGAGCAGCAGCAGCAGGUGCAGCAGCAGGCGCAGCAGCAGGCGCCGGAGCAGAUGCACCUGCUGCAGCCAUGCAAGGAUCGGCACCAGCUGUUGCUGGUGCAGGGACAACGACAAGUUGUCUCUUCACGCGCCUUAAUGCUCCCACUAGGGAAGAAGGCAGGCGAGGCGGCGUGCCGCAUAGCUGCUCCUUCCCAGAACUCUUUAGAUGCAGCAUCUGCUGCUGGUGCAGCCUCACGCAGGCAUUGGAACUUGCCGGCCCCACAGGCGCAGCAAGGCGCAAACUGUACAGGCAAAAGCUGUGUGGACACUCCGGCCUCAGGGCAGCGGCAGCAGCAGCAAGAGCAGCAGCAGGAGCCAACUGCUGCGCCGAAAACGCCUUUUGGCUUCGUUAGGUCUCUACUCAGCAACAUCAGCCUUGCAGAGAAGCUGGAGGGUGCUCUCCAGCAGCAACAAAGCGCAACAUCAGCAGCAGCACCACCACCACCAGUUUCAGCCGGGUCCUCGUUGCCUGCUGUGUCAGAGCAGCAGGACACAUACGAUGUGCAGGGCGACAGGACGCAUGUCCCCGUGACAGGCAUGCACUGCUCAGCUGCUCGAGCCGUACCAGCAACGGCAGCAGCAGCAGCAGGUGCUGCUGCUGCUAGCCAGUCUUGGCGGCCGUCCUCCACUUCACUAGAUACAAAAGCAGAGGAAGCCGCAGCAAAGGCAGCGGCAGCAGCGAGGGCAGCGGCACAAGCUGCUUCUGCUGCAGCAGCUGCUGGGUACGUGAAGCGCAACGUUGUCAUAGGAACAAGCCGCGUCCUCAUUCCUGCUGCUGCUGCAGAAGCACCCCGGAGGCAGCUGCCGGCACUGCUUUUGCAGCAGUCUCUGCCCCAAGUGGAGUCCUCACAGCUGCAUGCUGCAGAGGGGCUUGUUUCGACAGCAGCAGAGUCAGCAAGUGCAGCAGGGAAGGCAGCAGCAACAGUUACAGCUCAAACAUGUCUUCCUGGGGACCAGCAGCAGGUGCGCCAGCAGCAGCAGCACGUACAGCAACAGCAUGUGCAGCAAGAGCAACUGCAGCAAGUGCUGCUGCAGCAGAGCGCGACCCUGUCUAAGUUUCAAGCGUUUUUUUAA
Eimeria necatrix is the source of this 3036-nucleotide messenger RNA. RefSeq lists its product as hypothetical. The record is from RefSeq and is a predicted model, not a curated record. NCBI's taxonomy places the organism in Eukaryota, Apicomplexa, Conoidasida, Eucoccidiorida, Eimeriidae.